AUGAGCGCAGCUAGAGGUGUUUCAACUAAUUUCAGUGAAAAACCUAUACUUACCGCAAAACCUACCACGGAUCGUACUAGGAUUGCAUCAAAUUCACGUAGGAAACAUAAUGCAGAUGGGAAAGCGCCAAAAAUAUUUGUAUGUGAAGUACCUGGUUGUGGAUCUAGUUUUACCAGGCAAUUUAAUCUUAAAGGACAUAUGAGGUCACAUACAAAUGAAAGACCAUUUGUUUGUUCGUUUGAUGGAUGUGGCAAAGCAUUUGCGAGACAACAUGAUAAGAAAAGGCAUGAGGCCUUACAUCAGGAUAACAAUAAACCAUACAAGUGUUUAGGUUGUAGUAAAAAGUUUGCUCGUAUUGACGGACUUGCUCGGCAUCGUAAGUAUAUCUAUUAUUAA
This is a messenger RNA of Wallemia mellicola CBS 633.66, 396 nucleotides long. RefSeq lists its product as hypothetical. Gene Ontology annotation, molecular function: DNA-binding transcription factor activity, RNA polymerase II-specific; RNA polymerase II cis-regulatory region sequence-specific DNA binding. The record is from RefSeq and is a predicted model, not a curated record. The coding region runs from base 1 to 396 and encodes 131 amino acids. Lineage: Eukaryota; Fungi; Basidiomycota; Wallemiomycetes; Wallemiales; Wallemiaceae. The transcript has 2 exons. Gene Ontology annotation, biological process: regulation of transcription by RNA polymerase II.